Conger conger (European conger) is the source of this 5178-nucleotide messenger RNA. RefSeq names its product transcription factor p65-like. Bases 165 to 2063 code for a protein of 632 amino acids. The record is from RefSeq and is a predicted model, not a curated record. Gene Ontology annotation, biological process: canonical NF-kappaB signal transduction; cellular response to stress; non-canonical NF-kappaB signal transduction. Gene Ontology annotation, molecular function: RNA polymerase II cis-regulatory region sequence-specific DNA binding; DNA-binding transcription factor activity, RNA polymerase II-specific. The transcript has 11 exons. Gene Ontology annotation, cellular component: cytoplasm. Lineage: Eukaryota; Metazoa; Chordata; Actinopteri; Anguilliformes; Congridae.
AUUCCCGGAUACGCAUCAAAAAGAGCGCUGAAAGUGAUUUAGAGCCGAAAGCGAUUAAAUUCGACCAGGAGCGUUCAAAAACCAAGAAAGAGGGAAAGCCCACUACUCAUUUUGGAUAGAAGACAGAGAUUGACUGUACAACUUAAAUCGAAAGCACAAUAAAAAUGGAUGGGCUGUUCAGCUGGGCCCCGGCACCAGUUGCAGAGAAACCGUACAUAGAGAUCAUCGAGCAGCCCAAGCAGAGGGGCAUGCGCUUCCGCUACAAGAUCGAGGGCCGCUCAGCCGGCAGCAUCCUCGGAGAGCGGAGCAACGACACCACGAAGACGUACCCGACCAUCAAGAUCCAUAACUACAGUGGCCUGGUACGCAUGCGAAUCUCCCUGGUAACCAAGAACAUGCCCUACAAGCCACACCCGCACGAGCUGGUGGGUAAGGAAUGCUGCAAGGGCUACUAUGAAGCAGACCUGCAGGAGAGACGCAUUCACAGGAGUGAAAAAGGGGCAUCGGUUUCCUUUUCCUGCAGCUUUCAGAACCUGGGUGUCCAGUGUGUGAAGAAGAACGAUGUGGCCACAGCCAUUUCCCAUCGGCUGGAGACCUUCAACAACCCUUUCCACAUUCCGGAGGCGGAUAUUUGGGCGGAGGAGUACGACCUGAACGCGGUGAGGCUGUGUUUCCAGGCCUCCAUCAGGCUGCCCAGCGGCGAGCUUUACGCCCUGGAGCCCGUGGUGUCCCAGCCCAUCUACGACAACCGGGCUGCCAGCACGGCAGAGCUGAAGAUUUGUCGUGUGAACAGUAACUCUGGCAGCUGCAGGGGAGGAGAUGAGAUCUUCCUGCUCUGUGAUAAAGUGCAGAAAGAGGACAUCGAGGUGCGCUUCUACCUGGACUCCUGGGAGGGGAGGGGCUCGUUCUCCCAGGCCGAUGUGCACCGGCAGGUGGCCAUCGUGUUCCGCACGCCCCCCUUCAGGGACCCGCACCUCAGCCGGCCCGUGCAGGUGCUCCUGCAGCUCCGCCGGCCCUCCGACGGGGAGGUCAGCAAGAGCCUGGAGUUCCAGUACCUGCCCGCCCCGCAAGAUGAGUACGGGCUGAUUGAGAAGAGGAAACGCACAGAAGGAAUGCUCCAGAACCUGAAGCUGAAUGCCGUCACCGCUGGAUCUGUUGCUGCCGGCAGGCGGCCAAUCAGCACGCCCCGCCGGAUGGUAACCGCCAGUAAGCCCUCAGCUUCCAGGGUCCAGCCUGUGGUGAAGCCCCCGGUCCCCAUGGAGCCAGUGAAGGCUGAGCCUGGUUUCAGCUUGCCACCGGGCCAUAUGUUCCUGCCCCAGUCCAAACCGGAGGUGACUGCGACCACCAACACCUGGGUCUUCCAGCAGCAGCCUAAACCAGCCCCGGGGGCCGUCUUCCCUCCCCCCGUCCCGGUCCCGGUCCCGGUCCCGGCCCCAACCCAAACCCAGGAGUACCCCACGGUCAACCUCUCCGACCUCUACGGGUUCAGCUUCCCCGUCCUCCCCAACGCCCCACAGCCUGGCGGGGGUGCUAAUCCGGGGGGUGGGAUGGAGGUCACGAAGCAGGCCACGCCUGCCGAACAGCCCAUGGUGGGGGCCCAGUUUGGGGCAGUGGCCCUGGCCCCCUCGAGCAUGGCCUCUGGUGAUGACGACAUGAUGCCCAAGUUUCCCAGCUUCUCCGAGGUGCCGUCGUUCGGAACGCUGGAUAACAUCAGCACCGACGAGGACUUCCAGGCCCUGCUGGGACAGAGCAGCGCUCCAGGGAAUGUGGAGGGGGUUGGGAACGCCAUACCGCACCCUCCAUCCUCUUCCUCCUGCACUUCCUCCUCCUCUGCGUCCAACAACAUCCCUACCCAAGCGGGAGCGGUCCAGGCUGGGGGCGGGGGCACCUGGAUGAGCUACCCAAAUAGCAUCCUCAGCCUGCUGCAGACGGAGGCGGAGCCCAUGGAGGGCCACGCCCACCCCCCCAUCCCCAUCCCGCCCCCCGCCUCCUUCCUGGAUGAGCUGGACGAACUGAGCUCCCUGGAUGAGGAUCGCCUCAUGUCCAUCCUGCACGACAGGUAGACCCACUCCCUGUCCUCAGGUGGGACAGCCUGCCGAAAGGCUGUGGGUCACGCCCCCCCGUCCUCUCCACAUUGUCCCUCCUUCUCUGACACUGCUCCGGGGUCUUUUGUCACGUUGGUACGCUUUUGGGAGGACACUCCCGGACGGGACAGCCAGUAGCGCUCACUCCCUGUGGUGAGAGACAUUUUGGGGGUUUUGGGGACAGGCUCACAGGCGUUCUGUAGCGUAGUGGUUAAGGUACAUGACUGGGACACGCAAGGUCGGUGGUUCGAUCCCCUGUCAAGCCACAAUAAGAUCCACACAGCCGUUAGGCCCUUGAGCAAGGCCCUUAACCCUGCAUUGCUCCAGGGGAGGAUUGUCUCCUGCUUAGUCUAAUCAACUGUAUGUCGCUCUGGAUAAGAGGGUCUGCCAAAUGCCAAUAAUGUAAUGUAAUUAAUUUCACAUGGCAAAACCCACAAUUGUAGUGCCUUUUAAUACCAGAUCUUGGACACAGGGAACAUGUUCUACCAUUGAGAUUAUUUUAAGCAAGUGCAGAAAAAUGUCCAGCCUCUAAUGGAUGAACGCAUGCCAGUUGGACCUGUAAUGGAUGAAAUCACAGCUAUUUUUAUAACUACAUUUUGCUGAAGGGAAUCAUGAAUCAUUGCUGCAGCUGCCUUUUAAUUCGUAAUGUAGGUAUCUUGUCCAUAGAUGUUGUUCAUAGACGAUGUUGGUGGAGUCAUCUGCGACACCAACAUUACACCAGCCUGGGUGACUGGAGGACAGCCGGUGUCCCCAUGGAGUCUAGACCUUGCCCUUGACCUUAAAACGGUGCAGAGAUCCACUGCACCGACAUAGGGAAUAGUGUGGCCUUCGGAUCUCAGAACCAUUCUUACCUGGGUCCGACAGAAAACCGCUGAGUGCAUAGUAAAUGGUUGGCAUUUCUAUAGCGCCUUUAUCCAAAGCACUGUACAAUUGAUGCUUCUCAUUCACCCAUUCACCCAUUCAUACACCAACGGCGAUUGGCUGCCAUGCAAGUCUCCGACCAGCUCGUCAGGAGCAUUUGGGGGUUAGGUUUCUAUAGUGUGGAAUGGGUCAGUCCUGUUAACCUGGAUUUGAAGCAACACCCUCUUCAGAAGAUUUCAGAAAAUCUUGGGAAUCCAUUUCUAGUCUCUGGACUUUACUGUUGGUACUGUUUAACUCAAAAUUCACUCUCACGUCAGAGCUGGAAGACAAGGUUGUAAGUACAGAUUAAUUUUAGUCCUGGACUAUUUUUUAGUUCAGGAAUGUGUAUGGAGAAUCUCCAUUCAAAAUUUAAUUUGGUCAAGGAUUAGGCUUAAUCUGAGUCUGUGAAACUGGCCCCCAAAGUUCUCAGUUGGGCAAUGUCAAGUUUACAUUAAACAGUUAUGAUGUCUGCUUAAGAGACCUGAAUGUGUUGACAAAAGAGAGCAAAGUCAAUUCUCCAAUAUUACUCAUCUUUUUAAAAAGGGAAUUGUAUAUAUUUGUAGUGUGUGUGCUAACCACAUUGUGUAGUGUAUGCACAAAUAUUUAUGAUACUCAACUGCCAAAGUUGGUUUAAAAGUAAGUGAUGCAUAAAAAUGUGACUUGAUCAAGCAUGGCAUGUCUAUCCUAACAAAUCCAGUCUGUAAAUGUAGUGGUCAACCGUAAAUCAUUGUUUGUCCCAGUAGUGACACUGAUCUGUAGGUAUGUAAGGGAAACACAGGGUGACCUUUUCCCAUUUCUAGCCCCUUAUGAAAACUGCUUUUUAUAUUAAUUGCAUUCCUUUAACUUUUUUUCUUUUUGUUACAUGACUGAUUGCCUUGGAAAUCUACCAUCUAUAACACCAGUAAUAUUUGUUAGCAUUUGAUUUGCCAAUCUAUUUUCAUCUAUUAAUAAUCUGAUAUUAAUCUCUACCCGCUUGAUUGUUGGAUAUUAACAGGAAUAUCAUUUAAUAACUGGCAUGUGUGGAAUGGAAGGUUCUGGUCCUUUACAGGGUAAUUCCGUGAAAGGUCCCAAAAAGUCACUUUUCAGUGGAAAUUGGGGUUUUUGUCACGUGUGUUUGGAGCAACAUAUCUUUGGCAUUGAAGCAGGGAAAACCCUGAAAAUUUUAAUUCAAACAUCUUAUGCAUCACUCUGCAAUGUGUUUAUGUUUCUGUGUGAUUUAUACAUGUCUGUAUGCUUGGGUAUGGUCUCUGUACAUUGGAUCUAAUGUCAAGUUGUACUUUUGUAAUGUGGAUGCUUUUACAGGGUGUCUCCAGCUAUUUUAAUGUUGCUUGGCUGCAUCAGACAGUUUUCCGCAGUAGUUUGUAUCUGGUGUUUGUGCUCCCAAAAAUGCACUUAAAAGUAGUGAUUCAAUUAAUUCACUAGGUUUACCGAGAAAGGUCUCUAUUCAAUCUGCAAAACACAACUAGUAGUAAAACUGUUAUAAAAUGGUUAUGAUUAAACUGUAGUAAGUUUGCAUUAGCUAGCCUGUGUACUUCUCCCUAUUCCACAGAAAAAUGUUAAGAAUGAAGGCAAGACAUUUAAUUUAUAUUAAACUUAUAGAAACUUGACUAUAAGUAAAUGAGUAGAUGGUGCUCUUUAUAAAGGUUUUGCUUGACAAAAGCAUACAAAUGUUACUAGGAUGUGAAUAUAUGAAUGUCUGGUUUUAAGAUUUUAGUCAAAGGAGGAUAAGCAUGAACUUUAACAUCCUGUUAUAUGUUCAAGCCAGAUGCCUAAUAUUCUAGUGAAUAUUGUGACAUGCUCUAUCAUUAUCUACUUUUGUAUUAAUCUAUGGUAAUUCUGUCUUUGGGAAGGCUGUCCCAUUAUUGGUUAUUGAAUAUGACACUUCAGUCAGUAGUUUUUGUACAUGACCGCUUAGGAUCUGGCUGAAGACUUUUCUUUUCUAAACAUGAUUUUUAUUCUUUUCAUGUAGCUUCAUUUUACACAUAACAGAUAUAUUUUUAUAAUCAAUUUGUUCAUUCAGUCCACGGGUUGGACUACUAUGAUUUUGUUCUCAAUUGUAAGUAAAAUAAACAGUUUUUGUAUUCGUGUCAAAUACAAAUGCGGUGGAUUCCUGUAAUUUUGAAAUGUGCAGUUGUGUUCAAAUGAAUAGCAGUGCGUUAAAAAAAAGUAAAUAAAGUGGAAAAAUUUCGUAAUA